Molecule: messenger RNA, 10707 nt
Organism: Tetrahymena thermophila SB210
Lineage: Eukaryota; Ciliophora; Oligohymenophorea; Hymenostomatida; Tetrahymenidae
Product: transmembrane protein, putative
Exons: 7
Source: RefSeq, a predicted model, not a curated record
AUGUAUUAAAAUAUCUAAGGAGAGUGUAAGGCUUGUCCAUCGAAUUGCGAAAUUUGCUAUGGGGCACUACAAGAAAUUUCUCAUGAUUAAAAUAAUGAUUUAUAUAUGUAAGGCUAUUAAGUAGAAUAAGUGUAUUGUGUGAAGUGCAAAAACAAUUUUUUCUAUGAUUACUUAAAUUAAAAAUGUGUAGGAUAAUGUAAAGAAGGGAUGAGGCUAAAUAAAAUAGCAAAGAUUUGUGAAUUAUGCAAAAUUGAACAUUGUUCUAAUUGUAAUUCUGACGUUAAUUAAUGUGAUUUAUGCAAUUAAUCCUACAUCAAGUAAGGAUCUUAAUGUAUACCAAAUCAGGAACAACUUAUCAUAUAAGAAAGAUAGAUUUUAAAUUAUUAUGAAAACAGUCAGGAGUGCUAAGAAUUUUAAGGCUAAAAUUCAAAUGGUAAUUGCUUUUCAGAAGUUCAAAAUUGUCCAAUACUUUAGAACUCGCUAUACAAUCAAGAUUAAAAAUAUUAAAUGUACUUUUUAGAUCAGGAAGGAAACUCCAUUUAUAUAUUCACAACUAAUUCUGUGUAAAAAUACAGCUUUCCAGAAUUAGUCUUGAUUAAAGAAAAAUAAUUUUAAAGAAGGGAAAUUAUUCCUUCCUGCGGAGCAUUACUAGAAAUCAAUUAAUUUUUAUUCUGUACAAUGAAUCAAAGUAGCAUUAUUUAAAUUGACAGAGAAACACUAGCUAUAAAUUUAGUUUACAAAUUUGAAGAUUCGUUUUUUUCAGGAGACUAUAUGUAGGAUUGGGAAUAAGGUAAAAUUUGUGCCAUUUUAGGUUCUAAUAAUGGAAUUAGUCUAUUUGACUUAAAAACUAAUACAACUUUCAGUAUUGUUAGGGAUAAUUUUAUGAAUGCAUUUAUAGGUAGAGGUAGCUAUUUAUUUUUAUAUACUGGUAGUAUAGCUGUAAAUAGACUUUUUAUUUUCAAUUACGAAGAUAAAAAUUAAAAGGAGGAUGUACUUCUUGUUUCUUAAAAUUAUACGAUUCAAACUUGUGGAUAUAUUUAGAAUAUCUUACAUGUUUAAAACGAAAAGUAUAUUUUAGCAGGAUAUUUGAAAUUUUAGCUUUGUAUUUGGAACUUUUAAAAUAUUACUUCGAUAUAAAUUAAUAGUUGUUAAGAUUUGAAUAUACCUACUUUCUAGCAAUAUUCCUUUUUUUCAUAGCUAUUUUAAUGGUAAAACUAAGCUGAUUUGUAUAUUUUAUAAUCUCGCUAAUCGUAGAAAAUUAUGAUAUUUAGUUUAUUGGAUAAUUUUUAGAUUGUUUAUGAGUUCCCAGGAAAUAUUUCUGGCAUACAAAUAUAUGAUAACUAUCUGAUUAUUUUACAAAGUAAUGGAGUAAUAUAAAAAUACUAAGUUUGCAAAGUUUUCUCAUCAUAUAAUUUAAAAUUAAUAGAGGAAUCCUACAGUAUAGGUAUAUCUGGUUUAAAUACCUAAUUUUUAGGUAUUAAUUUUGUUGAUAGAACAAAUCUUUAAACAUGUGUUUUAAAUCCUUAAGAUAAAUUACACUGCAGUAGUUUAAUAUUAAUAGUAAAUGUUUAAGAAAUAAUCUUAAUAAAUAUGACAAAUCAAGCCUAUUACAUUGAAAAUACAAGUUUAAAUGAUAACUCGAUAAAUAGACAUGACUAAGAUAUUUCAAGGUUUAUAAAAUCUAAUUUUUUUUUCAUUGAAAAGUAAAUUGGGUUAACAGAUUAUACAACUUUGGAUUCCCCUUUAUUUGAAUAUACUUUAUAAAAGGAAAAAGAAACUAAGCUUGUCAUUCAAAAAUAUUUGAUACGAGCUUAAUAUAAAUACAAUAUUCAAAAAUAAAUAAUGAUUAGCAGAUUAGAUCAAUCAGGAGGUUUUGUUAUUGAUUGUGAGUAUAUUUAAGAACAAGAUAUGCUAUUUCUGUUUCAUUAAACUGGCUUAAUUGCUAUAGAACUUGUUUAAUACAUAACUAUAUUUAAAUAUGAUAUCCGUGAUCUAUAUCCAAACUAUACUUUUACUAAAACAAAGAAAUAAAAAAUAAGAUAAGAUACUUAUGCUGUAACACUUUAUGAUAAGACUUAAAAGUAUGCUUUCACUUUGCUAUUAUAAAUAGACUAAAGUAGUGUUUAAUAAAUAGGUUUCUACAAAGAUAAAGAUUACAUUGAUUUUGUGCUGAACGAAGAAGAAUUCACUAUGAUAAAGAUGAAUAUUGAUAAUGAAUACUCAUACAGAUGGUUAAAUUUUGUUGAUUUUAAAAUUAAAAAAGGAAUUUUCAAAGAAAAGAAACAAAGUAUCAAAUAUGUUUAAAUUGUGCCUGAAUAAAAGGUGAUAGCUUACACCAAAUAAAAUACUGUAUUCUUAUUUUCUUAUUAAAAUUAAACUUUGUUUAAAAGAGAAUUAAAUUACAACAUUUAAGACCAAAGUAUUUAAUUUAGUUCUUAUAGAGGUUAGCAAAAUAAAGUACUUUUGUAUUUAUACUUUCAAGAUUAUGUUUUUGUCCAUGAUUUACUAAAGGAAUAACAAAAUAUUCCUAAAAAAUUUGCAUGCGAAGGAGAAAAAAAAUUAGAUUCAAGCAAAAAUAAAAAUUAGAAUUAUGAUUUUUUGAUAACAAAUCAGUAACAAAUAUGCAUAUUUGAUAAAUCAUCAGAUGCUGUCAAAUUAUAAAAAAUAUCCUUAAAAUUGAAUGUGUAAAACAUAGAUUUUUUUUAUUUUAAGAAAGACUAAAAUGCUUAAGGCAUUGCUGUAAAUCAAGACAUAGAUGUUAUUGCAGUUAUCUGUAAUUUAGGAACUUAUUUGUUUGAAAAUAUUAAUAAUAUGUACUAACAGUUCUUUUUUACAUAAUAUAUUUGUGAUAAAGUAAAGUAUUUGAGUGAUAGAGAACUUGUUUGCUAAUAGUUUAAUGGAAAAGCAUAUAAGUUUCCUCUCUAGAAAUAAAUUUUAAAGAAUGAAUUGAAAUUUGAAUAAAUAAUUAAUGAUGUAGUUCAUUUGCCUGAAAAUAAUUUGCUGAUAUUUAAAUUGAAUGAAAAAGUAAUAGUGAGAAAAGUAAAUAUUAAUAACUAACAUGAUGAAAUAAACUAUACAAAUAGUGAUAUAGAAAAAUAUUAGAUAGAUGUUGGUAUAAUUGAUGAUUCAGAUUUACAGCAUAGUGAAAGUGAAUCUGAAGAAGAGGAAGAAGAAGAAGCCAAAAAGAGAGAUAUGAAUAUUCCAGAUGAUCAAUAGAAAACUUAAAAUUUUAAUAGAGGUGCUUUCAAUAAGAAUGAAGACCAUAAAAUUGAUUUAAUCAAACAAGAUAGCUUCAAUGGAUACUAUUAUGAUCAAAAUUUGAAUAAACUCAUUCUUGUAGGUAAAGACAAUAUCAAAUUGAUAAUUUAAUUUGAUAUAAAUGGUGAGCCUAUAGAGAUUUUAGGUUUAUUUAAUGAUAAUUAUAACUUAAUAUCAGUUUUUUAAGAUCAAAAUGGUAUUCUAUUUCAUAAUCCGAAUAAUGGGUUAGAAAAUCAAAUUGAAUUCACACCUUCACACAUUUUUGUUAGAGAUAAUGACAAAUAAAUUAUUCUCUUUAAUCAAAUGGAUAUAAUAAUACUUAAUACAGAUAUGAUUUUUUUCGAUUAUGUUAGAUUUUAAGAAUACAUGGAUACAUUCUAAGUGUUCUUUCUGGAGUAGUAUUCUACCUUUAUUUUAUCUCCAUUGAGCUAAAGUAGCUUAUAUAUUCUAAAAUUUUGUGCUGGAGUUGAUAAAAUGUGGGAAACAGACAAUUACACAAUUUCAGUUGUAAAUUUACAAUAUAAUAUUUAUAACAUAAAAGUAGAUUACUCAUUACUGAAAAUUGCAGUAGUUACUCAAAAUAGCAUGCUGCAAAUAAUAAAUUUUGACUUUGUGGCAUCAUAUUGUAGUAAUUAGCAAUAGUAUUAUCAAAAGAAUCUAAUUUUAAGGAGUUAACAAAAACCUCCCAUCAAUAGUCCUCUUGAAAGACGUAAUGAAAAUCAAAACGACAUCAACCUUGAUGAUGAUAAAAAAUAGACAUUAUUUUAUUUACAUGAAGAACAUACACAAGAUUAGUUUAACUUAACUGAACUUCUUGAAGAUAUUGUCAAGGCUCCAGAAGAAGAUGAUGAAUAAACCCUUAGGAGCGAUAAGAUUAUUUUAGAAAUGGUUUAUUCAUAAGAUAUAAUAAUUAUAGCUUUUUCUAAUAACCUGUAUGUUUAUUCAAUAUCUAAGAAAAGAUGCAUAUAUAUAGCUCGAAAUUCUCCAUCAAAAUUAAAAAAAAUAAUGAUUGUCAAUUAAUAGUUAAUUGUGGGAUAUAAUUAGCAGACUUUCUAUUUUUGGAGUUUAGAAAAUAUCAUUAAAUACUGCUAUCUUCAAACACGAAUUGCAAGUAGAGUUAUUUCAAAUAACUUUAUUGCAUAUAUUAAUGAAAAAUAAGGAAAGGAUAGCACAUUUUCUUAUUUUGAUUACCAAUCUAAUUAGCUUUUUUUAGUCAACAGCUAUAGUGGAGAUGUGUUAAAGAGGAUACAGUUAAAGCUAGAUGUUUUGUUUGUAAAUUAUUUUUAUGACACAAAAUAUACAAGGUAAAGAUAUGAAAACCCUAGUCGAAGAAUUUAAUUCCCUUCUUUCAAUUGCAAAGGGGAACAAUAAAGUUAAACAUGCACAUAAGGAGAGCAAUUUUUAUUUGUAAAACAAGGAUAUAGCUUACUAGUUUUUAACAGAAAUCUUGAAUUGAUUAAAACAAUUGAAGUUCCAAGUAUUCUUACCCAAAUGAUUGCAUAAUAUAAUUAAACAGCUUACUUUCUAACUCAUUUAUACUCUUUUGUUUCAAUCAGUAUAGGAUCUUCUCAAUUCAAGCUAAUAAUUAAAUUCAAUCCCUAGGUUCUUCUAUUAAGUAAUAUAAAUCAAGAAUACUAUGAAUCACAUCCAUUUAUCAAUUUUUUAGAUUUUGAAAAUAAUAGCAUUUAAACAUUUGAUAUGAUGACAAAGAAAAUCUAUUCAAUUCCUUUAAAUAACAAGAUUUAGAAAGAUUCUCUAAUGCUUAUCACUUAGAACUAUUAAAUAGCUCCAAAUAUUUAUACCAUUAUAACAAAUAAAAAUGAAAUUAUAUUUUUAAAGCAAAGCCAGUAAAAUCAGACUGAUUUUUUGAUAAAAGUAUUCUAUUUAGAUUUUAAUUUAAAAUUUGAUACUUUUUAUUAUGAUGACUAUUACUAAAGAAUAUUCAUACUCUCUUUUAGUAGCUCUUCAUUUUAUUUGGCUUCAUAUGCAAACUUAACAGAAGCAUCUGCUUUUUCUAUUACCUUUCCUUAAUAUUCUUUGCCAUCUUAUGUUAAUAAUCAAUUUUAUAUAACUCAAGACUCAUAAUACUAUAUAGUUUUCUCAGAUUGGGCAAUAGAUGUUUAUAUUGCUAAAAAUAUGCAGCUAAGAACAAAGAUUAGAUAGGUUUUAGGUUAUAGUCUUAUAAAGUAAGUUGAUAUGAUAGGAAAUGAUCUUUUAAUGAUAGCCUCAGAUACUGAAGUUAUUAUUUCAGUAAUUCAUCUAUCAUAAUCGUUUGUUUUAUUUAGACUUCCUUUUUCAAUGCCAUAAAUAGUAUUCUCUGAGUAAAGCUAUUUAUAGUAAUAUCCAAGAAAAAUAAUAUCAAUUAAACUUCACAUCCUCUCUGGUAAAGGAUAUACGAUUGCUCAGUUUGAAGUUGACCCCUCGAAAAUAGAUUGCCAAACUUUUAAAACUGGAGUUUUUAAUGAAAAAAAUAAGCAAAAUUCUGAUUGUAUUCUAUAGUUUGACUUAUUUUAUACUGCACAAAAUAAGCAAAUAAUAUAAAAAUUGGUUUCAUCAAUUAACUUUUUCAAUCAGUUAAGCUCGCUUAAUUACUAAAUUACCCAUUUGAAAAUAAACUUACCAUCUGAUGAUCCUAAUUAUAUAAACAAACUAAAUUCUUCAAAAAAGGAUGCAAAUUUAAUAAAUUAUGAGUCUGUUGUUAUAUCAUCUAAGAAUAAACAAAAAGGACAAUUAUUAAUUGAUAACAAAACAGCUCUGGGUAAUUUAAAUGGAAUGUGCAUCAGAGUACUGAAUGUAACUUUUAUAUUUGAAGAUUAGAACAACUAAUCUUAAUAAUAACAAUCAGAUGAUAUUCUAAUCUCCAACUAAAUCCUUUUUGUGUAUGAUAAAACAACAUUGUCUUUUAAUGAAAUACAAUUUAUAGGAAGUACAGAAGGAUUCAGUAUAGUUUAUUUUAACAUAACUGAAAUUUUUUAUGUAAACUAAGCUUAAUUUAUAAACUUUCAUGCUCUAUCUAGUAACUAGACUGAAUAGCAAUCAGAUUAAGAAUCACCUCAAACGAAUUCUUUUAUCUAUAUUAAAAAAGCUUAAUUCGUAUAGAUUAAUAACAUUUCUUUCUAAAAUGUAACUUGUGAAAAUGAUAAAAUCAACUUAAUAACUAUUGAAGAAUCUAAAGAGGCUGAAAUUAAAAACUUGUAAAUCAGAGAAAUAUAUGGUUCUUAUUUGCAGAUUCUAGUUAUUAGAGAUGUUGAUAAGCUUAUUAUUUCUGAUGUUUUAAUAGAAAAUAUCCAGCUUGAAAGUUUCAAUCUUGCUGAAAUAGAAAAAAUAGAAUAUUUAGAAAUUAGAAAUUUAACAAUAAGACAUUUUAUGAUAAAAUAACCAAGCAUAAUUGAUAAUAAACAGUCAUAAAAGCAAGUAAAUAAUAAAAAUGGUGAUAUUGAGUUUGUUAGCUAAAUGUAGAACUUGCAGAUCUUCAGAAUCGAAUCAGAAACUAUUCAUUUUUUAAAUAUGGAAGUAUAAAACAGUUUAUUUUAAGGUUUUCUAAUGCAAUUGGGUAGCUAAAAUGUUGAAAUUACAGAUUUGUUUAUAACUUCUAAUAACUGGGUUUAGCCGAAAUACUUAUAAAUAUUAAUCUAAAGUUCAAAUGUAUAUUUACAAAAUUUGUAAAUAAUAAAUAAUACAAAUAUUUUUAUUGAUUUAUAUGGGAUAAAACAUUUUUAAGCUACUUAAAUCAUAACCAAGUAUAAUAAAUAUACUUAAGAUGCAUAAAGAGGUAUUUUUAACAUUCUAGAAUCUCAAUAAAUUAUUUUAAAUGAAUCUAAGUUCUAUAAUAACAUAUUAUCUGAUGAGCGUUCAUCGCUGUUUAUACUUAAAAAUAUAUUUGAAAUUAUUUUCUUAAAUAGUGAAUUUGUAAAUAAUUUAUCUAAUUUAUCAUCGGGUGGUGUAAUCAAAGUUACUCAAUAGAUUUCCUUUCUUGAAUUAUACAACAAUUAAGAAAAUUCCUUUAACAUAAAUAAUUGCACAUUUAUAAAUAAUUAAGCUCCUUAGGGCUCAGGGGGAGCUCUCUUUAUUUAAGAUACAAACUUAAAAAUAUAAAAUUCUACUUUUAUUGAAAACAAAGCUUAAAUUGGAGGCGCUAUUAGAAUUAAAUCAACUGUUAUCCCUCCAGAAUAAUAUCAUGAUUUUAUGUCUAACAUUUCAAACAAUACUUUUAUUAAUAAUUAAGCAUAUAUUUAUGGUCAAAAUAUUGGAUUUUCUCCUCAGAAACUAAUAUUUUUAAAUAAAGAAGUUAAUUAGCUUUUAGAAAAUAAGGAAGUUUUUGAUUUUAGAAGUGGAAGCUAUUUGCCAUUAAUACAUUUACAAUACUUAGAUAACGAAGGUAAUGCUGUUGUCUUUCCAAACUCAAAUUCCUUAAUUUCUUAAGAAAUUGCUUAAGAAAUAAAAUAAUAUCAAGUAAUCAGCUACCAAUAAGAUGCUUCACCAAAUACAUCUGUACUGACUUUUUCGCUUCUACAUCCACAAGCAUAAAAUUCUAUUACAGUAAAUGCAUCUUUGGCUAUAGAACCAAAUUCAAGAGGAAAAUUAGUUCUCUACUCAUAAGCUGAAUUUUAUUUUGUAAAAAAAUUAAAUUCAUCAGAACCAGCUUUUAUAACAAAAGAGAUCUUAAAAGCUGAAAUUACUAUAUUUGCUAGGUAGUGUAUAAGAGGAGAGAUAUAUUCUAAAAUAAAUGGUAUAUUCUUUUGCGAGUAGUGCCCCGAAGGAAAAUAUUCUUUUAAUUAUCCAUUAAAAAAUGAAAGCUAAUCAAAUAUCUGUAAGGUUUGCCCUUAGGAAGCUGUAUCAUGCUAGCUAGAUUAAGUAAAUAUAAAAAAUGGUUUUUGGAAAGAAGAUCAAUACAGUGAAGAAAUAUACUAGUGCCAUUAUAAUUCCUAAAAUUGUUUGGCUGAAGACAAGCAUUCCUAAUAAUAUUGCUCUUAGGGUUAUAUUGGACCUCUAUGUAGUUCUUGCGACAAUAAAGGUAUUUUAUGGGGAAAUAAAUAUGCUCGAUAGUUUGAAGGUGUUUGUUCUAAAUGCGAUUAAGGAACAUAGCAUAUAGUGGUUUUAGUGUUAUUUGUUUUACUCUCUUUGGUUUAUUUCAUCUUUAUUGUUAAACAAAGUUAAACUUGUACAGUAAAGAAAAUAACAGUAAUAUUUUUGAAAAAAAUGAGAAUCAUCAGUAUGGGUAAAAGUUCUUAAUUUGAAAGGAGUUCAGUGAUUUCCAAAAUUUUAAUGAGCUACAUUUAAAUUUUACUUAUAAUUGUAACAAGUAGUUAACGCUUCUAGAUUCCUAAUGCUUUGAGAGUUUUGUAAUUUAGUGGAGAUCCUGUGAUAAAUGUUUUUUACUCUCUAGAUUGUAUGCUAUCUAUGUACAAUGUUUAAAUUGUAUUUUUGAGGAUUAUUUGGGUCUUUUUUUUUACUUUUUGUAUCCUAAUUGCAUCAAACAGUUUGUUUAUCUUCUAAUAUUUAACAGCAAAGUCUAAGUCGAGAGAAAUAAGCUAGUAUAUUCCUUACUUUCACAUGGCUUCUAAGAUAGUCCUUAUAUACUCAUUUCCAAGUAUUCUUAACUAGUUGGUGAAGGUGCUUACCUGCAUCAAAUAUGGCACAAAGACAUAUUGUCUUUCAGAUUUGUAAUUUGAUUGUAGUGAACCUCAAUUUAUACACUAUCAAAGGGUAAUGAUAAUACCAUUACUUGCAUUUAUAGUAGCUUUACCUUUAUUUUUCUUUUGGAGAGCUAAAAGAAUUUACACAAGAAUGAAUUAGGAUAUACGGAUACUAAAGUCUUUCGGAUUUCUAUUUUAUGGUUACAAACCUAACGCUUAUUACUGGGAGAUUUUAAAGCUAGGAUUUAAGGGGAUAUAAAUAAUUUUAAUAACUAUGUACCAUGAACUACACUUAACUAAGUUUUUGUUAGUUUUAAUUGUUUUAAUUAUAUAUAUGCAGAUUUAAUAGAAAGUAAAGCCUUAUGAGAAUUAAGAAUUUAAUUAACUAGAAUUUUAAUCGCAUUUAGUUUGCUCCUUAACUUUAAUUUCUAUCAUGAUAAAUUUAACUACUGAUGUUGAAUGGCAAAUAUAUCUCUCCAUUCUGAUUAUUGUAAUAUCUAAUUUAUUUUUUGUUAUAAGUCUCGUGUCACACUACUUUCAUGGAUAUAAAAUACCACUAAAUCCUAAGAACAGAAAUCUUCUUGAGCAUAUUUUAUUUUUUACUAGCAAAUACAUUCCUUAUUUCUUUUCUUGGGUUUAAGUCUAAAAAGAAUAUUCUUUUAAAAUUCUUUUGUUAUGGCAUAAAUUGUCCUUACAUAUUUAGCAAAAAAAGGAAGAAUUAGUUUCUCAUAGUGCUGCAAGUUCAUAUUCUGAAAUAAAAUAAAACUUAGAUAAAAUUAAAAUUUAAAAAUGUUAAACUUCUGAUAUAUAAGAUAAUAAGUUUUUAUUUUUAAAAAGUAAUGAGCAGCAUAGUACUCCUCAUAGUUAGAAAGGUUUACUAAAAAUUGGAGAUAAAUAAAAUGGUAUCAAAAAGAUCAGAAUCAUAGAAGAUAUAGGUUAAUAAAAUAAUUUCCAUAAUUUAAGAUUGCAUACUGAGACUCAAUCUCGCGUUAAUUUCGUUAUAGAUAAUCAGGACCCCACAUUUGAAAAAUCUAUUAUUAAAAUGAAUAUUGAUUAAGAUUCCUAAAUUGAUUUAACAAGUCCUAGCAAGCUAUUAAGUAUUGCUGCAGGAAGAAACUUGUCUGUGAAUAAUAGCAUGCUAAGCUACAAAAGCAACAUGAAUUCUAACGAAACUUAUAAUAAUAACUCUUUUAAUUUUAAAAUAAAUCCUUCAACAAGUUAUAUCUAAAAUCAAAUAAAAAUAAAUAGAAAGAAAAAAAAAAAUUUUUCAUUAAAGUAGAUGCCAUCUAAAUGUUUGCAAAAAGACAGUUUUUAAUCUAAUUCCUAAUUUCAAGAUAGUAGUAAAAUAUUAAAUUUAUAAAAUGAACCAAAUAUGGUAAAGUCUUAGAUAUAAUAAUAAAUUUAGUUAAAAUUAUUAGAAUUACCAUAGAUUUAAUAACAUUUCUGGAGUAGUUUAGUUACUCCUUAAGAAAAUGUUGAGUAAGACUCUAAAUUAUUUUUUUAUAAUAGUGAUGCUCCUUCACCAUUUUUUUAAUAACAAUUAAAUAAAGAUUAAUAAUUUUUAUAAAUCGAAACCUAACAGAAUUAGUAAAAAGAUUAAGAAAAAAUAAAUAAAUAAAAUUAAGGAUCAGUGCAAAUCGAAGAUUAAUAUAGCUAAGAAAAAGACGAAAACGAUGUAGAUUUAAAUAAAAUCACAAUGGAUUCUUACACUAUUGAAAGAUCUACGAAUAUUUAGAUUCAUAAUUUGCCUAUUUCUUCAAAUUAAGUUUAUAGCAUUCAAAAACUAAAUGAAAAAGUGAUAGAUUAAAUAUGA